AGAGUAUAUAGCGCUGCACUCGUCUCAUAUCAUAUUUUCCUUCGUGCCCAACCUAUUUCCACACCAGAGUGUAUCGUGCACAGCUGCUCUUUCGACGUUUCUCGAUCAUCCAGUAGUAGGUAUAGCAGCAGAGCAAAAGGUGAUCCACCUCUCGUCGACGACGCACGUGCGCGCGGAACGCAUACACGCUGCGUAAAUAUAGCAUGCCACGACUCACGAGUGCAGCAGAACUGUCCUGAGCGAUCGUGCUUCGGGUAACGUUCGAGUGCCAUCGAAAGAGUACCUAUUCGUCAUGGAUUUCGGUACACUGCUGAGUGUCGCCCAGAAGAACGAGAAGAAGCAGCUGACGUCGACGAAGCCCUGCUACACGACCAAGUUCUCCGCGCCCAAGAAGGAGAGCAAACACACCAGGGAACUCUCGGACAACAUAAAGAAGUUCCUCGCGAAAAAGGAAGAGGAGGAACAACGGAAAGCCCAAGAGGAGAAGAGGAAGAAGGAGAACCUUUUGGCUCUGCGGGAUCACAAGGCGCAGAGUCGUAUCAAUAAGCAUUUAAAGGUCUGCAAAGCAGCCAAUAAGUCCGUCUUGGCAGAUGCCGUGGAUAAUCAGAAUACAGCUGUUACCAUUGCAGGACCUGCGCAAUGUGACGAAGAUGAUUAUGGUUAUGUCUCCCAAGAGGCAUCUGCAUUUUAUAACAAGUUAAUGAAUAAGUAUAGUAAUUUACCAGCAGAAAAGCCUUUGUUUAGCGAGGAUGGUAAGAAAACUGUAAAAGAUAUAGCCUCUACAAAAGACAGAGUCAGGCAAGCACUAAAACAGCAAGAAUUAGAGGAAAGUUUACCUCACAAAAGAAAAAGAAAACAUAAAGAUAUUGAAACUGAUGAUAGACAUAACAGUAAUGCUGAAACUAAUAACAAUGACAGAGAUAAAGAUAGAGAUAGGGAAAGAGAGCCAGAAAAGGAAGACAAGCCACGGUUCAAGAAGAAACCAAUGCCUCCACCCAUGGAUUUCACGUCACUACUCAAAUUGGCAGAGAAGAAGCAAUACGAACCAAUAAAGAUCGAGCCAAAACCUAAACCAAAAAAGGAAGAACCUGAGAGACUGAUGACUAAGAAACAGAUGAGAGAAUAUGCAAAGGAAAAAGAGUGGCGGGAAAGGAAGGAAGAGCGCAGUCGGAAUCCAGACAGUGUAAAGCCAGCACAAACUGAUAGCAGUAGACCUAAGCUUCCUUCUAUAUCAAAGAUCUCAAAGACAGAUGUUGCAAAGUCCACAAGUGAUAUGAGUAAAGACAAGACUGUUUCUAAAACACUGCCAGUUAUAGCUAAGAAAUCUGCGGGUGAUAGACCCAUUGAGAGAAGUGCCAGUGCCUCUAGGCCACCAGAACGCAGUAAUGGAAUACACAGACCUCCAGAAAGAAGUAACGAAGUAGCCAAGCCUUCAGAGAGAAGUAAUGGAAUGCACAAACCUCCAGAAAGAAGUAAUGGAAUGCAGAAACCUCCAGAAAGAAGUAAUGGAAUGCACAAACCUCCAGAAAGAAGUAAUGGAAUGCAGAAACCUCUAGAGAGAAGUAAUGGUGCACAAAAGCCUUCUGAAAAAAGUAAUACAGUCAAUGGUAGACCAGCAGAAAGAAACAAUGGCUCAAAUAAACCAUCUGGAAAAAGUACCAGUUCGAGUAGACCUACAGAAAAAAGCAAUGGAAUCCAGAAGAAUGGUUUCUCAAAAGUAGAUUCAAAAACGUCGGAAAAAGAUGAUAUAGCAAGAGAACGAAGAAAGCUAGAGGAAGAAAAAAGAAAAUUGGAAGAAGAAAAACGCAUGAUUGAAGAGAUGAAGAAACAACUAAUGGAAAAAAGUAAGACAGAGAGCAAAUCCAGUAGCAGUUAUGCUUCUCAAAAAGUAUCAGGAAGCAAAGGUAAAGAACCCGUCAGGCCAUCUUCGUCGCAAUCUAAAGGUACCCCUAGCAAGCCAGUUUCAGGAAACAGUGUUAAGUCUCGACCAUUUCCGCCAGCUGAUGUUAAACCACGACAGUUUCCACCUGCUGACGUGAAACCGCGACAAUUUCCACCAGCCGAUGUUAGGCCACGACAAUUUCCACCAGCCGAUGUUAGGCCCCGGCAAUUCCCUCCUCCGGAUGUGAGAAAAGGAAAACCAAGUUCCUCAAAACUAAAAGUCAAUAAACGGCGCAUAUGUGAUACGGAUGACGAAGAAUAUGAUUCAGAACUAGAUGACUUCAUUGAUGAUGGACCCGAAGACGGUAGCGAAGACUACAGCAAGUACAUUAGCGAAAUAUUUGGUUACGAUAAGAGUAAAUAUGUGGAUGACGAAGACGAUGCUGCAAUGGAAAGUAACUUUGCCCAGCAAUUAAAGGAAGAAUAUGUUUCUACUAAACUGGGAUAUUUGGAAGAUCUAGAAGAUAUUAGAAAAGAAAAUGAAGAGAAGGCACGCAAGAAGAAGGCCCUGGAGGCGUUAAUGAAAAAACGCAAAAAAUAACGAUUACUUUUAUAAAGUAUAUAAUGAAAAAGUAUCUAAAAGUGAAUAUCGGAAGAUAUACAUAUAUUUUUAUAAUUGCAUAAUUUUUGUCUUUGCAAAGAUAUCUCACAAGACACUUUUUUAAUGAAAUGUAUUAUAAUAGCUCGUGUAUUAUAUGGUGUAUAGAGAGUUUUUUAGUAUUGCCGAUACUUAAAAAUACUAAAAAAUUGCGAACUUGUAAACUAUAAGAUGAUAACAAUGUAUGUUACAUUAUAUUAUUAUAUAUGUAUAUAUACGCAUAAUUUCCAUCUUAUA
Messenger RNA from Nasonia vitripennis (jewel wasp), 2776 nucleotides. RefSeq names its product protein SPT2 homolog. The coding region runs from base 293 to 2482 and encodes 729 amino acids. The record is from RefSeq and is a predicted model, not a curated record. Gene Ontology annotation, cellular component: nucleolus. Gene Ontology annotation, molecular function: DNA binding; histone binding. Gene Ontology annotation, biological process: regulation of DNA-templated transcription; nucleosome assembly. The transcript is spliced from 3 exons. Lineage: Eukaryota; Metazoa; Arthropoda; Insecta; Hymenoptera; Pteromalidae.